Saprolegnia parasitica CBS 223.65 is the source of this 162-nucleotide messenger RNA. RefSeq lists its product as hypothetical. The annotation marks the transcript as partial. The transcript has a single exon. The record is from RefSeq and is a predicted model, not a curated record. Lineage: Eukaryota; Oomycota; Saprolegniomycetes; Saprolegniales; Saprolegniaceae.
ACGAGGCCGAGGACUCCGACAAUGAGCAUGAGAUGCGACCAAAAAGCUCGCAAGAAGGCCGCACCAGGGGUGUACAAGCACAUGAACGAGCGGCAGAAACGAAGCGCCGCGAAACUCGACGACAUGGAGCACGAGGAGCUCUCUGCCGAACUCUCAGCCUAG